Molecule: messenger RNA, 936 nt
Organism: Periconia digitata
Lineage: Eukaryota; Fungi; Ascomycota; Dothideomycetes; Pleosporales; Periconiaceae
Source: the annotation of a GenBank genome assembly
AUCCAGGCCGAACCACGUCUGGUGGUAUUGCGUGCCAAAUUGGCCGUACCAACGGCCAAAAUGGUUCCUGUUCCGAGGACAAGAUUGUCUAUAAAACGUUAUCCUGAAGGCUCAACAACCGGAUUUAUACUCACCACCACAACACCACACCACUGCCUACCAUCAUUCGUCACUAUAUUCAACCAUCCCCAACAUUUGCAUCAACUGAGAAUGUCCACCAUUACACUCGUUACCGGAGCCAAUCAAGGAAUAGGCCUUUCGACGGCUAUAAUUCUCGCAAAGCAACACAACCAUCACGUCAUCAUCGCAUCUCGCAACGCAGAUGCCGGAGAAAAGGUUGCAGCCUCAAUAAGGAACGAUGGAGCGUCCGCUUCCAGUCUUCAGCUCGACCUGACUUCUGAUGGCUCCAUCGAAGCAGCAGCAAAAACCAUCGAGCAAAACCAUGGUCGUCUUGACGUCCUCAUCAACAACGCUGGAGUCCUUCUGGAUGGGAAGAAUCCAAACCAGAGUACCCGCGACCUCUUCACCGAAACAAUCAACACAAACGUCAUUGGCACCGCCGUGUUGACCGAUGCCCUUCUUCCACUGCUUCGCAAGUCUUCACAACCACGCGUCGUCUUCCUGUCAUCCCGCAUGGGCUCACUUCAUCAAGCUACUGUGACAGACACUCCUUUCUACGCCGUCGACUACAAAGCAUACGAUGCUAGCAAGGCUGCCGUGAACAUGCUCGCACUGAACUAUGCCCGAAUCUUGGACGAUGUGGGUGCCAAGGUGAAUGCUGUAUGUCCGCAGCUGGUAAAAACCAACUUGACCGGGUACGUCGAGUAUGGAAUCACAACAGACCAAGGGGCGGAAAGGGUUGUUGAACUGGCUACGUUGGAUCAGGAUGGACCAACCCGUACCUUCUCAGACCGCGAUGGAUCCAUUGCGUGGUAG